GGGUGAUUGUGCUCCGGAAAAAGUCCGGAUUUCCGGAAUUUUCACUAACUGUGAUCCGGAAGUUUCCGGAAAUCGAAGGUCCAGUUGUUUUAACAAAUCAUUGAUCACAAAAGUUUCCGGAAAUCAAUGGUACAGGGUUGCCUCCGGCGACUAAAAAGCUACUAUUUUCGGCCUUAGGCGACUAUGUCGCUUUUUUACUUUUGGCGAAGUUUUUUCGCAAAAAUGAACAUUACUUUUCAGUCCCCUCGCUAAUACGUGCGUAGUGCUGCCUACCACGUGCAUGUGCUCAGUGACGUCAUCACGCUAAUCACUCCCUUGUUAUUUAACCCCACGGAAGAAAAAAAAAAUCUGCUUUCCUUCAUUAUUAUCUCGUUCAAGUGGAAGCGUAUUUUAUUUUUAAUUGUAUAUCUAUGUGAUGGAUUUUCUACCAUACCAGUGUCCUUCCUCUUUAUAAUACAUUUCAGCAUAUGAGGAUGGUAGCGAAUUCGAAGAUGAAUUCGAUUUGGAUGAUAUUGAUGUGGAUGAGAUUGAUUUUGAUGAGGAAUAUAUGAUGGAGUUAAGAGCUGAAGUGCCAUCAUCUGAUGAUGAUGAUGUUGGGGAUGAUGAUGAGGAGGGUGAUGAUGUUGGUUAUGAGAUUAAGGAUGAGUUUAAUGAUGAUGAUGAGGGUGAUGGAGUUGAAGAGCUGAAUAGUGAGGAAUUGUUCCUAUUCAGCGAUGUAAAGAUAGCGAAACUCUAUAAGAUGGAUUUGGUGCACGAUAAGGACUCAAUCGAGUACGGCAUUGAGGACGAUAGAUUGAAAAGUCAUGAUGGUCCCUUAAGGGACGAAAUAGAUUUUUGGCAACGAAGUGAUAUUGAGCUUACCAUCAAUGAACAAUCUGAACAAGAAGAGAAAGGAUGCUUUCAUUGCUUCACUCGAAUCUUCAGGAGAUUGUUCAAGAGAAAGUAAAUCACGACUGGUCUGAAAGUAAACCAAGACGUGACUUAAAGUAAAUCACGAAUUGUUGUAAAGAAAAUCAUGACUUGUCCUAAAGUAAAUUACGCUUUGGCUGAAAGUAAAUGAAGACUUUGCUGUAACACCUGAAAAAUUAUAUUACUGUUCCUUUCCAAAGUCUAAAAACUGUUAAUCAAGAAAAUUUAAAAUGCAAAUAUUUAAACUGCUGUAA
Molecule: messenger RNA, 1163 nt
Organism: Parasteatoda tepidariorum (common house spider)
Lineage: Eukaryota; Metazoa; Arthropoda; Arachnida; Araneae; Theridiidae
Source: RefSeq, a predicted model, not a curated record